UACAAGCGUUGAUAUUAACAUCGCUUAUUUUGGAAUAUAUUCAUUUACAUGAAUAAAUUUGGUUAUUAUUUCGGAUUCGUUACCAGAACGAUAUAUUCCAUUGCCUUCAUUUUGUUGUUGAAUAAUAACUUUUCCAUAACUGUUUAUCUAUAAGUCUCGCUUCCAUCAUAAAUAAAUCAACCAUAAACUGACAAAUCUGUACUAAUUUGUCACUCGAAAUCUCAACAUGAAAAAUCUCUUUACGCUUAUUGUACUAAUUCUGUAUUUUCAAGAGUUAAAAGCAGACUUUACAAACGCUACGGAACAAAAGAAAAUUGCAUCAACGCCCCAGCUCGAAAACAAUUUUGACAAAAUUCCGGCCGAGGCAGAAAUUACAACAGCUUUAGUAGAAAAUGAAAAAUUUGAUGAUAAUGAACUCCAAAAACAUUUUGUACAAAAAUUUCAAUUAUAUAAAAAUAAUUUAGAGAAAGACAAAAACAGCAACGAGACCCAUGAGAUGAUGCUGCAAAGAAAAUCAAGGUACGCCGCGAAUAAUACGCACUCUAAUAAAAGGAUGGAAUGUUUGUCGUGUCGUGCAGACGGGAUUUCUACUGCAGAUGAGAAUUGUUAUAAGGGAUCCAGAGUUCCGUCACAAAAUUGUUCAGAUGCCGAGCAAUGUUAUACUGAACUUCACCCUUUAUACAUAAAAAGAGGUUGUAUAUUACCUAGCAGCCUAAACAGAACGUUUGCAUGCAAAUGUCCCCUAUGUAACGACAAACCUUCAUACGACUCCGCCUAUUACGAAUAUACCAAACUCAGCGAUUGGGAGUACGAUAACGAACGCCUUCAGAAACCUGUGGUAGGAAUAGACCUCAUUUGCAAAGUUUGCGAAACUAGAAGAACGAAUAAACAUGCCGAUAAUGUUUGUAAAAAUGGUCAGGGUUCAGACUAUAUGGUUUGCGGACAUGAGGAACUAUGCUUCACAAAUAUAAAUGAACAAAUUGACUCGGUAACCAGAGGAUGCGUAUCAAAACCAGUACAUAACUCAUACUAUCAUUUUUGCAAUACAUUAAAGUGCAACAACGAGGCUUAUCUAAGUCCGACACAGAGAAAACCAAGAGAGCUAUUAAUGGGACUCACGCCCUUGCCAAGUAGAUUUUCAUCAAGUGAUGUUACUAAAAUAUGGCAUCCAAUAAUUCUCUUUGAAAUCUUUUUUAUGGGCAUUAUUUAUAAACGUCUUACAUACUGCCAUUUCUAGAAAAAGUUUAUCUGCGUUUUAUAGAUUAUAAUAUCUUUAUGAUAGAUUUUAUGACAGAAUGCAUUUUUGAUUGAAGUUUACUGACAACGUACAAAAUGAGAUUUUUUCAAGUGAUUUUAUUUUAUUUGCUUAUUAUACACGUGAAAUGUGAAGAAACUACUGAAAAAAAUAAACGCGGUAGAGAAAAGGCACCGACGGAACAUGUUGAUGGAAACAAAGGCAAAGAUGAAUUGUUACACCUGACAAAAGACCUAAUGUAUCAUGAGAAAUCUUGUGACAAGGAAGACGACGUUAGUUUUGCUGCAGGCGGUAACAACGAAAUAAAUAUUACUAGAAGUGAAUCUGACGUAUCCGAGUCGAGGCGUUCGUGCAUAUUUUGUGAUAACGUACAAAUCGAGGACUGCUAUGAUCCGAAAAAUAAAUUGAUCCCGUCAAUCAUGUGCGAACGUGAGGAAGACUUGUGCUAUUCUCAACACACGCCUUUCGGCAUAAUCGACAGAGGAUGUUUCAACGUAAAUCACAAUCUCACCACCUACGUUUGCUCCUGCAAUCUUUGUAACUACAUAUCCAUUUCUGAAAUGCCAUACAUUUUCUCUAACAAGCGAGAUUGGGUCGAUAAUGUUGUUGAGCUCUCACGUACGCGGCAUUUUAGAAAAUCUGUGUUUAAAGACAUGACUUGCUUGAGAUGUGAAGUUAACGUGACCACCAAAAGGGGUGAUAUGCUCGAUAGUGCAAAUUGCUUGGAAGGAAACGUUGGGGCAUUACCAAUACAACAAUGUGAAGAAGACGAAAUCUGCGCAGUUAGGGCUAUCAAAAACACUGGCUUUAUGUGGAGGGGUUGUGUUAAGGCCCCUCUUUAUAACUAUUGGUGGGCCCUUUGCGACACCGACCUUUGUAACUACGAUGCUCUUAUUUCUAUCUAUGACUUUAUGUAAAACUAUUCCUAUUUUCUUAUCUACUUUAAUAAAUGAUUUCAAAUAA
Manduca sexta (tobacco hornworm) is the source of this 2218-nucleotide messenger RNA. RefSeq lists its product as uncharacterized. The transcript is spliced from 6 exons. Lineage: Eukaryota; Metazoa; Arthropoda; Insecta; Lepidoptera; Sphingidae. The record is from RefSeq and is a predicted model, not a curated record. Bases 1333 to 2172 code for a protein of 279 amino acids.